Molecule: messenger RNA, 1162 nt
Organism: Pocillopora damicornis (cauliflower coral)
Lineage: Eukaryota; Metazoa; Cnidaria; Anthozoa; Scleractinia; Pocilloporidae
Product: centriolar satellite-associated tubulin polyglutamylase complex regulator 1
Source: RefSeq, a predicted model, not a curated record
AUGUCCGAUGAAAGUGACAGAUUUUCCCUAACGGCUGAACAAUAUUUAGGAUAUGUUUCUCUUUCAGCGAAGUACCAUGUACUGACCUACCUUCAGGAUGCAGUUGCACAGCUACUGGAGCAUAAAGAAGAGAAUCCAAGGGUCAUUCCAGCUCGAUUUCUGAGUGAUUACUUCAGGAGUGUUGUGCAAGGGAAUCACACUCUAUUCAGGGAGUACAGUUACAUCAAGAAGACACCUCACAAUAUUGCUUCUUUUAUCAGAGUGUUUUGGAAAUGUUUUAGACAUAUCGGAAGGAAUGGAGAUUUGUUAUCUGCAAAGGAAUAUCAUUCUCUAGUGUGCCUGUUGUGCCCUGAUUUUCCAUUUGAGCCAGUUCAGAAGACAGCAAGGAUUAUUUUAAUGGAAGAUGCUAUGGAUUGUCUGAUGUCAUUUCCAGAUUUUCUUUAUGCUUUCCAAACACAGUUCUUUUAUGAGGAGUUUAUAGAGAAACUUCACAGCACUUAUCAAGCCCUGAUAUCAGGUACUUAUAGACCUGGUCAGAUAGUGAUAGUGCCAACACUGUCCAGGCCCACUCAGCACAAGACACAGCAGCCUGCACACACUGCAACAGAUGCUGCUCAGGUCAGUCCUGAGGAUGGAGUGGAGGUUCAUUCUUUCUUGGAGGCCAUCCUUCAAAUUAUUCAUACCAGCAAUGGCUCCUUCAGUUGUCCACCUGUUGAGGUCAUUAAGGAACUGUUAUCGUCUGUUGAAAGAGUUACUUUUUAUGGAUUUCUUAUUGGCCUUGCAAAACACCCUGGAGUCAAUAACAAUGUUGCAACCCUACCUGAUAAAUCAGCUAUCAUGGAAGAAACUGAUCAGGAAUUGAGCAGUCCUUCAACCAGACCAAAAUCAGGCAGACCAAAAAGUGGAAUUCCUAAUACUACCAAGAAGGCUCUUUGAAUUUGUGCAUGAUUAAUUGGUUGAUGCAUAUAAUAGAAAAAAAAAUGGACAUGUAAUUUCAUGAACUGUAAGUAUUGUAUGUAUCUUUUGUGUAAGAUAGCUGAAUAUUUAGUGUGAGACCAUACUUUUUGUGGUCCUGAAUUAAAGCAAUUUUAGCAAUAAAUAAAUUUGGAUUGUCAAUUAUCACAACUCUUCUUUAAGUGACAACCAAUGUGUUCAACUUUAA